Molecule: messenger RNA, 2068 nt
Organism: Fundulus heteroclitus (mummichog)
Lineage: Eukaryota; Metazoa; Chordata; Actinopteri; Cyprinodontiformes; Fundulidae
Exons: 14
Coding region: 50-1978 (642 amino acids)
Biological process (GO): proteolysis
Molecular function (GO): serine-type endopeptidase activity
Source: RefSeq, a predicted model, not a curated record
GGUCAUCCGCAUUCACUCUGGUUGUAGAAAGUCGGGAGUCAACCACAAAAUGAAUGUCUUUUUUUUCCUGUUCCUAGGAGCUGCAGCUGCAGUCCCUCUGGAUGACAAGAUUGUGGGAGGCUACCAGUGUGAAGCCCACUCUCAGCCCUGGCAGGUGUCCCUCAACAUUGGCUAUCACUUCUGCGGGGGCUCGCUCAUUAAUGACCAGUGGAUCAUCUCUGCUGCCCAUUGCUGGCAAAGCCCCUUUUCGCAGGUGGCUAUCUUGGGCGACAACCACAUCUGGAUGCAUGAAGGAACCGAGCAGUACAUGGCCGUCGAUGCCAUCUAUUGGCACCAGAGCUACGAUUACGAGACCCUCGACUAUGACAUCAUGCUGAUGAAACUGGCACACCCAGUGUCUGUCAACGAGCACGUGAAGCCCGUUGCUCUGCCCAAAGCAUGCCCCACACCUGGUGACAUGUGCGUCGUUUCUGGAUGGGGGAACAUCUACACUGAUCAAGUGUUCAACCCGUUUUACCUCCAGUGCGUGGAAGUCCCCAUCCUGUCCAACAAGGAGUGUGAUGCCUCCUACCCUGGCAAGAUCACUGAGCGCAUGGUGUGCGCAGGAUACCUGGAGGGAGGCAAAGAUGCUUGUCAGGGUGACUCGGGCGGCCCCCUGGUGUGUAACGGGGAGCUGCAGGGGAUUGUGUCCUGGGGUUAUGGCUGCGCUCAGCCUGACUAUCCUGGCGUUUACACCAAAGUCUGCGCUCUCAUGCCCUGGAUCAACGAGAUUCUUUCCACAUACAGUUAUUCAGUCCCAGUGGGUCCCAGCAGGCGGGUCGUCAAUUCGCUGCGGCGGUUGCCGCUCAUGAAGUCCCAGCAGCGGGUGUUUCGGUGGUCGGAGGACAGGCAGGAGAUCAGAACCGUGAGAGCAAACGUCAGCAGGAUGAGCCGUAGAGCGAAGCCGAAGUCGGGGACGUGGUCGAAGCCAGAAACCUUGCACAUGACACCCACAGGAGCGCAUCUGGUGGGCAGAGCCACGGGUUGCACGUACUUGUUGAAGGUGGCGGGCCUGCUCAGCUUCAUCAGCAUGAUGUCAUUGUCAAUGACGCAGUUCAACGCCGCUCCUGACAAUAUACAACAAAACGACACGGUGCGAAGACACAGAGAGAGAGGACAUAAAAAGGUCAACGCAGAGCUCAGACCUACCUUCCUAUAUAAACCAGGGCUGCAGGUGAAGUUCUCUCAUCAACAAGAUCACUCAGCAACCAUGAGGUCUCUGGUGUUUGUUCUGCUCAUUGGAGCUGCUUUUGCCUUGGAGGACGACAAGAUCGUCGGAGGGUAUGAGUGCACACCCUACUCUCAGCCCCAUCAGGUGUCUCUGAACUCCGGCUACCACUUCUGCGGUGGCUCCCUGGUCAACGAGAACUGGGUCGUGUCCGCUGCUCACUGCUACAAGUCCCGUAUUGAAGUGCGUCUGGGAGAGCACCACAUCAGCAUCAGCGAGGGAAGUGAGCAGUUCAUCAGCUCCUCCAGCGUCAUCCGCCAUCCCGGCUACAAUGCCUACACCAUCGACAACGACAUCAUGCUGAUCAAGCUCAGCAAGCCCGCCACCCUCAACCAGUACGUGCAGCCUGUGGCUCUGCCCAGUAGCUGCGCUCCUGCUGGCACCAUGUGCAAAGUCUCCGGCUGGGGCAACACCAUGAGCUCCACUGCUGACAGGAACAAGCUGCAGUGCCUGGACAUCCCCAUCCUGUCCGACAGGGACUGUGAUAACUCCUACCCUGGAAUGAUCACCGAUUCCAUGUUCUGUGCCGGAUACCUGGAGGGAGGCAAGGACUCCUGCCAGGGUGAUUCUGGUGGCCCUGUUGUGUGCAACGGUGAGCUGCAGGGUGUUGUUUCCUGGGGAUACGGAUGUGCUGAGAGAGACCAUCCCGGUGUCUACGCCAAGGUCUGCCUCUUCAACCAGUGGCUGCAGAACACCAUGGCCAGCUAUUAAACUGGAUCCUUCUAUAGUCAUCUAACACUGCUGCGUUUCCACCGUCAUUCUCAACACUGUGUGGAUAGUUUGACAUCAAUAAAUAAAUCA